Aspergillus mulundensis is the source of this 2070-nucleotide messenger RNA. RefSeq lists its product as uncharacterized. The record is from RefSeq and is a predicted model, not a curated record. The transcript is spliced from 4 exons. Gene Ontology annotation, cellular component: Sin3-type complex. NCBI's taxonomy places the organism in Eukaryota, Fungi, Ascomycota, Eurotiomycetes, Eurotiales, Aspergillaceae. Gene Ontology annotation, molecular function: histone deacetylase binding. Gene Ontology annotation, biological process: negative regulation of transcription by RNA polymerase II. Bases 1 to 2070 code for a protein of 689 amino acids.
AUGGAGGUGGCAGAGUCUAGAGAACCCACCUCGGUUGGUGCGCCGACCGGCACUGACGAAUCCGUCCUCAAUGGCGAUCAAAACCUACUCUACCAGCACUCGCUACUCGAUGAUGAACGAUCGAGCAGUCUGAGCGAGAUUGAUGAUGUCCUAGAAAAUAUGCCGUCUGAUUACGAGUCACCAAAGCCUGAGAAAGUUGCUCCAGAAAACGAUUCAGAGGCAGAAACAGAGCGCAUUGACGAUUCCCCAAACUACCGCACGAGAACAAAUAUCGUGGUGAGCGCAAGCGGAUACGGCCCUAGUCCUAGCAAAUUAGUUCACUCGACGACGUACGAUGACGUCGAGGAGGACGACGACCAUCCGGUAGAUGAGUCGCCGAGCAAGUCUCGCUCGAAAAAUGGUCGCGCCGUCGAUAGCGUCGAGGAACCACAGGACCUUGAGGACCCUGCUUUGCCCGAGAGUGGAGGACAAAAGAGGAAACGUCCUGAGUCCGGGGAUGAACUGAUCUCCGAGCUUGACGAGGAUGAUUUUCCUCCACACAAGCGCCGGGGCUCGGUUAAGAGCGACCUCAGUGACCCGCCCCCGGAUUUGGCUCUUACGCCCGAGCCUAUUGAAGAAGAAGAAAUCCCGAAAGAAAAUCAAGAGGAUACCAUGGUCGAUGACAUCCCUGAAUCUGAUCUACCCUUAGCUCCGACGAAAAGCAAGAGAGCCAGAAAGGGGAAACGGAAAGGGCGCAAAACUAGAGACGCCGACGAUGAUGUUGAUAGCGGAGCUGUUGAGACGGGCGCAGACGUUGAUGAUACGCCUGCCGAUGAGGACACCGCGGACCGUCCAGAAGACGCCGAUGAUGGCGAAGCGGCCGCGAAGCUAGAAGAAGAGUCGGCUAAAAGGACGUCGGCUAUGGACUCUUUGGCUAUACUAGAGCGAGAAUUCGCAACUCUCCGUGACAAGAUCUAUGACGAGAGGAUAUCCAAAUUGAACCGCGAACUAGACAUGCUCAAGGGCCCGAAUCCGACGCAUCCCGAGCUACUGCGCCAACUUGAAUGUGUUAAAGGGUAUCGCGACGCCAAGAUCAACUACGAGCACACUUUGUUCCAAUAUCGACUCAAGUCGUUGCUAAACAAAAGCCAAGCGGAGCGUGCCCAGGCACACAGCACGUACUUUCAACGGGCGCGGGAUAUCCGUGAGCAUCAUUCAAGUGCCAUCAGCAGACAAUUCUACUCGAUUCAGCAUGAUCGUUUCAAGACGGACGAUGUGAGCCCACAACAUUAUGUCCCAUUUCCGACUCGCCGUUCUCAACAAAUUGCGCAUCAAACUGCAUACAAUCAAGAGGUGUCGGUAUUGGCUGGAGUUGCAAAAUAUGUUGGCUUUCCAGCUGCCCCGUCGCUCUUGUCAGCGCGGCCAGCGGAGCUUGAGGACGAUCUGGAAAAGAUGGGGAUCUCCAUUGAGACAAAAGCCCCGGCGCCUCAUCAUCAGCCGACAAUACCUCGGACUACCAUGCCCAGCAUAUCAUCAAACAUUCACCCGAUCUCCGCGGAGGAAGCCUUCCUAGAGCAGACACCUUGGGCGAAUCCACAGCAUCCCUACCAUCAACAUCAGCACCUAUCUCAAAGAUCACAAAAUCGAAUAUUGGACAACUCGCGGGUGCCCGCUUUCGCAACGCCAGCAGGCCAGAUGCGCAUGGUGGACGUUAGCGCUCCGAAUGGAUCUGCCUCCACAAUUGCAGAGAAUUCGUCCGCGAACAAUACACCUUACGGUUUGGAUCAAGACAAUGCGGCAGCGGUUGCAAAGUUGUAUCCUGAUUACGAUACUAGACUGCGAUCUCUCAGCUCUUCUCCCACCGAUGUUCGAAAACCUCAUCCAGCUAUGUAUACCUCUCUCGAACAUCGACCACCUCAAGGUGUCCCGCGAAAUCCUGGCUACUCAUCUCCUCCUUCUCGGCUCGUUUUUGGGACGUCCGGUCACAGGCGAGAUACUUCACCAUCCUUGCCAUCCAAGCCUGUCAACUCCCUCCACCAACCGGCAGGAAUGCUGGGAGGCACAGGCCAAAACCAGAUGGCCGCUCGAUAG